AUGAAAGCUAUCACAUGGAAUUGUCAAGGAGCAGCGUCUAGCAAUUUUCUUAGAGCUGCAAAAUGGCUGAAGAGCAAACACCACCCGGACAUUCUUUAUUUAGUUGAAACUAAAAUGUUUGGCCAUAACGCGGAUUUCGUUUGCACCAAGUUUGGUUUUGAUAAGUGGGCGAGAGUGGAAGCGCUUGGGUUUAGUGGAGGCAUCUGGAUCCUUUGGACGGAUGUGCUAACAAUUGAGGUCCUAAACUCCCAUCCUCAGUUUGUGCACUUGAAUAUUACGGAGGCUUCUGGGAGAAGAAACAAGGUAAGGGUAAGCAACCCGUGGCUGAUAGCAGGCGACUUUAACGCCAUUGUGAACGAAGACGAGUGCUCAAACCCGGAGAAUCAAGGGAGUCACAGAAAUGGAGAUUUCAGAGACUGGAUCUUUAGUGAAGCACUCAUUGACCUGGGCUAUUCGGGUACUAAGUUUACUUGGAGGCGGGGAAGGGAAGAAGGAACCUUUAAAGGUGCCAGACUGGAUCGUGCUCUUUGCUCGAUGGAUUGGUUGGACCAGAUGAAAGACACGAAGGUCUACCACCUCACAGCAUUUGGCUCGGACCACUACCCAAUUAUGAUCGAUCUUGAUUCAAAGAAAGAAAAAGGGAUUACAAUUUUCAGUUCCAAGGUGCUUGGACGUGCCAUCGGUCGUUCCUUGAUCUCGUCAAACAACAUUGGAACACUGAGAAUACGGUCUGGUUUAACAAAGAUGAAAUGGCUAUGA
This is a messenger RNA of Ipomoea triloba (trilobed morning glory), 759 nucleotides long. RefSeq lists its product as uncharacterized. Gene Ontology annotation, molecular function: catalytic activity. The record is from RefSeq and is a predicted model, not a curated record. The transcript has 2 exons. NCBI's taxonomy places the organism in Eukaryota, Viridiplantae, Streptophyta, Magnoliopsida, Solanales, Convolvulaceae. The coding region runs from base 1 to 759 and encodes 252 amino acids.